Messenger RNA from Alosa alosa (allis shad), 657 nucleotides. RefSeq names its product NADH:ubiquinone oxidoreductase subunit A13 (gene ndufa13). NCBI's taxonomy places the organism in Eukaryota, Metazoa, Chordata, Actinopteri, Clupeiformes, Clupeidae. Bases 38 to 472 code for a protein of 144 amino acids. The transcript is spliced from 5 exons. The record is from RefSeq and is a predicted model, not a curated record.
GUAAACGCCGACUGUUGACUCUUUAGCAGGGAGGAAGAUGGCGUCGUCCAAGGUGAAGCAGGACAUGCCUCCUCCGGGAGGUUAUGGACCUAUUCAAUAUAAGAGAAAUCUGCCCAGUCGGGGUCUCUCUGGUUAUUCCAUGUUUGGCAUCGGCAUUGGGAUUAUGCUGUUUGGAUACUGGCGGAUCAUAAAGUGGAACCGAGAGAGGAGGAGAAUGCACAUUGAGGACCUGGAGGCUCGUAUUGCCCUCUUGCCACUCUUGCAGGCGGAAUCCGAUCGCAGGACACUGCGAAUGAUGCGGGAGAAUCUGGAGGAGGAGGCGGCCAUCAUGAAGGAGGUUCCUGGCUGGAAGGUUGGAGAGAGCAUGUUCCACACUGAGCGUUGGGUAAGUCCCACCACAGAGGAGCUGUACAACCUGCGGCCGCGCGAGGAGCUCAUACAGAAGAAGUUUGGCUUCCUCAAGUACAUGUAGUCCCACCAACCCCCACUGCCAUCUCCGUAACCUCUGCUGCCCCAUGUGGGCUGAGAGCAGCACCCCACCACCAUCUUAGAGAUCGAUCAAUCGGCCGCCAGCUGUCUGAUCCAGGAUGGCAGACGAGCUGUCUGUACUAACUGUAAAUGUUCAAAAUCAAAUAUUAAAUAACUUUUUUUUCUGUA